Molecule: messenger RNA, 1368 nt
Organism: Fusarium falciforme
Lineage: Eukaryota; Fungi; Ascomycota; Sordariomycetes; Hypocreales; Nectriaceae
Exons: 2
Coding region: 1-1368 (455 amino acids)
Molecular function (GO): hydrolase activity
Source: RefSeq, a predicted model, not a curated record
AUGGAAUACAAAACUCAACACCAAAGUACUCUCAAAGUAAAGCCUCGGCUUAUCAUCCAUGGCGGGGCAGGCAACAUCCAGCGCCGGAACUACCCCCAAGACAAGCUCCAGGCUUAUCGCGCCGCACUCAUCGAUAUUGUUACAGAAGCAGAUCGGUACAUGAGAAAUCAAGCCGUCGUGGCCUCAGAGAAGGAACUCAAAGGGCGUCCUUCUGCGCUGGAGAUAGCGACGCAUGCGGUCCGGCUGAUCGAAGAUAACCCCCUCUUCAACAGCGGACACGGCGCCGUGUUCACCCGUGAUGGAAUCAACGAACUGGAAGCGUCAGUGAUGGUAUCCCGGGGCUUCAAGAAGCGAGGCGUGGGCGUCAUGGGCGUCCGCCACGUGAAGAAUCCCAUUCUCUUGGCUAAAGCGAUGCUCGAGCAUGGUGAAGACGAUCUCGAAGGACGGGGCAAACGGGCUCAGGGGGCGUCGUCAGAUGAUCUCGACGUCCCUUCGGCUCAAGGGCACACCCAGCUCUAUGGUAGAGCAGCCGAGAAGCUGGCAGAACAGUAUGGAUUGGAGUUGGUCGACCCCAGCUACUUUUACACGCAACAGCGCUGGGACGAGCACAUCCGGGCCCUAGAGCGGGAAAAGAGCGGCCAGGGACAAGCCACAUGGAGUGCAACUGAGUAUCUCCCACAGGGCACCUGCGGAGCGGUGGCUCUUGAUGAGGACGGAGUCAUAUGUGCCGCAACCAGCACGGGUGGUUUAACGAACAAGCUCACUGGACGUAUUGGCGAUACGCCCGUUGUUGGCGCAGGCUUCUGGGCUGAGGAGUGGGGUGAGGACGGCGAUCCAACAGGGCCGACGGCAUGGGACCGCUUGAAGAACUCCAUCGCUCAGCCAGGGCCGUCACUCGUGCUGAGUGAUACUCUGAGGGGAGCUUUGGCGGACUGCUUGCCCAGCCCAAUGAUGUACUCUCCUCUCGAUACCCUCAGCACGAGCAGCGGAGGAACCUAUACGACAAGGUCCUUUGGAGGAUCUGGAACUGGCAACGGCGACUCUUUCCUCCGCGUCAACGCUGUUCGAACUGUCGCCGCCAUGGCAAGAUGGAAACCAGAGUCGGGAGUCAAGGCGAUCGCCCACGUUGCUGGGCGUGGCGGAGAACUGGAAAAGAGCGCGGGUGAUCGUUGGGGUCGCACAGGAGAGGGAGAAGGCGGCAUCAUUGGCAUCGAAUCGGUAGUCGUCCACGAUUCAAAUGGUGGAGUUAUAGACACACGGUCUGAAGUCCUGAUGGACUUUAACUGCGGGGGCAUGUUCCGGGCCUGGAUUGACAACGAGGGUAAACCUCAGGUGGGAGUCUUCGCUACUGGGUCAGAUGAGCUAUAG